This is a messenger RNA of Aphanomyces astaci, 1533 nucleotides long. RefSeq names its product SLOB protein kinase, variant. NCBI's taxonomy places the organism in Eukaryota, Oomycota, Saprolegniomycetes, Saprolegniales, Verrucalvaceae. The transcript is spliced from 5 exons. Bases 22 to 1167 code for a protein of 381 amino acids. The record is from RefSeq and is a predicted model, not a curated record.
CGGCAAUUCGCCGCCAACGUCAUGGACCAGCUUCGUCGACACUUGCAUGCGGCGCACGGACUGAAUGUGUGGUACGCGACGGCCAUGGGGCUGUGCGGCUGUCUGGGCCUCCUGCUCCUGGGCUUCAUCUCGUACUGGUGCUUCAAGCUUCGCCAGGACUCACGGCGCCGUCGUUCAGUCGUGCUGCUGUCGAACCGGAACAGCUAUGAAUCGAGCCAUCUCCUACAGCGCGCCAGUCUAGACUGGCCUUCCUCCAUGACAACAUCGUCAAUGAUGACGCUGCCCUUGUCGUCGUCGUCCACGUCGUUGUACCUGUCACCGAUCCCAGAAGAGCUCCGAAGCAUGUGCAGCGAAGACGAUGAGUUUGACGACUUCAAUCGCGACAAAGAGUUCGUCCAGGACUUCUGCGACCAGUCCGAAGACUACGUCUGGCUCGAUAAACCAGCGUUGUACAUGGGCAAGAAUCGAUUGAAACGCAUGUACCUCCUGGGGCGUGCCACGUCAUCGCUGGCCCAGCUCACCAGCCGCGGUCGCUUGGGUGGUGGUGGCGAAAGCAAGCACGUCUUGUGCUCGCUCUUUCCGACCACCGCCGCCGCCAUGCAAGCCGAGGACCUGUCCGCGCUCCGCGCCUUCUUCCAUUACGUCCAGGAACAGUGCCCGCAUGUGCUGCCUGUGCUGGGCAUCCACUUGAUGCCAUCAGCAGACAAGGUGAUGGUGCUCACGCCAUACGUGCCCCAAGGCUCGCUCAAGGAUUAUAUUUACCACCGGUGCAAGACUGCGGUGGUGCAGAUACCAUACCACCAUAAAUACAGACGACACAGUACAGGCAAACCCGUGGGCCACUCGACACUGGCGCGGUACGGCCGUGACAUUCUCGUUGGCAUGCUGGAACUCCAACACGCGGGGCUGGCGUACCCGCAACUCCAAAGCGGCAACGUGUUAUUACACGGCGACCAGGCCACGUUGAGUGGCUACGAAGCGUCGUUCUUUCAACCAGAAUCGCCUCAAGAUGUUUCUCCAGUCACACUAUUUGGCCGCGUGUUCUUUGAAAUGGUGUUUGGCUGCGAAUGGACUGCCAGCCGCCUCAAUCCCGACGGCACGGUCGCGUACGGCACAUUACAGCCGCCUACCGACCAUGUACUACUACUACUAUGCUGUGUUUUUUAGUAUUACUAGUACUAGUAGUAGUCUCACGGAUAUGGGCUCGUAUGUUCCUAUGUGUGUAGGUGCACGAUGUGUUUGGUGCGAUAUUCCAGUCGACAGCAUCGACCGGUCCACCGCCUACGAUUGAGUCCCUACUGUCUCUGCCCCUCUUUCGAAAGCACGCCCUGCAACGGGGCAACCGACCGACAUUUGCAAGGCGGGAUCAAAUGCUCAAGACCGUCGAUGGUGUCGUGGGGAAGCAGCUACCCAGGGAUGCGGUGGCGCGGUCGAGAUCGCAAGAUGGCGCGCUGCCGAUUGUGCUGCAAGUGGCAUAGGAGUUCUACUCGGACGAUUGGUGUGUGCUUAAUAUGAUGUUAGUUACGAUGUUCC